GCGCGUGCAUUGUCGCUGUGAGAGGGUGUUCCCCGAAACAGAGGAACGUGGCGCGAGGAGGACAAACACAGAAACACACACACACACACACACACACACACACACAUACGCACACACAGAGAGAGAGAGAGAACCAACACACACACACACACACACACACACACACACACACACACACAGAGAGAGAGAGAGAGAGAGAGAGAGACACACACACACACAUUUGAUUAAUGGCGGUCAAGUUAACCGGUGAUUGAUGGCGGUAAUGUUACCCUGUGAAGAAGAUGUGCAGGGGGGAACCGGCUUCGUUCCAUCUCGUGUUUUUCCGUCUCACACCUGGUUCCUUCUCUCUUGCGUUUUUUAUUUUGUUUUUGCUUUUUUUCCCGUCCCUUCCCCCGUUUCCCCACCAAUCCUUCCGUCUGGCGGUCUCCUCGCCGACUGAUUUCUGGGUCCCAACCUGCCCUCGGAAUUUGUUUGGGGUCGGAGUAGGAAGGACGAGUGAGGGGCGGACACCCCCCCCCUCCUCUUCCUUUCACUGGAGAGAGCUGGAGAAACGAGGUGUUCUCCAUCUCCCCCCAUAGGGCGGGAAGAGCCGGGGGGACUGUGGUUUCUUUCUUCUUAUUCCCUUUUGUCUCCUCCUCAGCUCCUGCUGCUGCCAUGAGAGGGAUGAUGCUCCUCGGAGAGCGCCGCGCUGUGGGCGCUGUGUUGGCGGCGGCUGGCCGAAUUCGUCAUCAGUAUGGAUCGACGGGGGCUAUGUGGAACCGCGCCUGUGGGCUGGCUGUGAGCGCGGCAGAAGAUAAUGGCGCGGUUGUUGAAAGGGAGAGAGAAAGGGAGGAGGGAGGAGGGGAAGGGGGAGGGGGAGGGGGAGGGGGAGGGGCAGGAGAAGGGGAAGCCAGUGUGAGUGCCCAUGCGCACGGCUUGGAGCUCAGCGAUGUCGCGACAGGUAAUGAUGUACGACGUGGCAGCCUCGCCGGGGGUAAUGGCAGGAUCCAGAUCCCGGUCGUCGACGCCAUAUUGGGAGAUGGGCUGUCGGCGGGGAAGGGAGGGGGGGAAUUAUUUACCGAAUCGUUGUUGGGGGGAAUUGGCAGCAGUCUGGGGGAUGAUGGUGCACAGCAGUUGGCGGGAAGAGGGCGGGCAUGGAUUCGAGCGGCGGGCCGCGGGAGCGGUGAUGGUGGGGGUAAUGGUAAUGGGAGUGUGACGUUCGGGGCGGCGGGAAGACUUGGAGGAACAGGAAGAGGAAACGGCGCUGGGAGAGGGAGACGGUCAGGGGGGGAGGGUUCCGGAGGGCAGAAGCAACUGGGUCUGUCAAGCGUAGGACGAGGAGAAGGAGAAAGCGCGGGAAUUGCCGAGACAAGUAGUGAUUUACACAAGGAAAAGAUGGCGGGAACGACCGCCGCCGCCGCCCGAGGCGCGCAAAAAUUGGCGGGAACCAAAGUCAACCUCCGUCCUCUCCCAGCUUCAUCUCCUCCUCUUCCGGAUCUCCCGGAUCUCCCGGAUCUCCACGUGGUCGAUUAUUCCCCUUCUGUGCCGCCACGUGAGAAGGUCGCCCCCGGCGAUACCCUUGCCCAGCUCCUUCGUCGACCGGCAUAUUCGCUUGGCGGCGGCUCGAAGAUGAAUAUGGAGCAAGCGCUCCGUACAGACACGGCGGGAAGAGGAGGAGGAGGAGGUAGGGAUACGCUAGGGGACCGUAAUGGCUUGCACCGUACGGAAACGGCGGGAAGAGGAGGAGGAGGAGGUAGGGAUACUCUAGGGGACCGUAGUGGCGGUACCUUGAGACGUAUUCCCGGCCAGGGGACGGUGAUGGGAGGGUCGGCUUUUGGCGGGAACAGAUCGAGGGUCGGUAGGGGGGUGGGGGAGGCGGUUCCCGGCGGCGGGAGGAGUUUCCCUGGUGCUCCACCUCCCUCUCGCAAUUCGUCUCCUGGUUCCCAAAUUGGCGCCGGGCGUCGGGAUGGUUCGCCGGCGUCCUUACGUUCCCCUGGCAGCGGGGGAGUAGGCAGGGGAGGAAUCGAGGUAGCGGGAGAAAUGGACCAAAGCGGGAAAGGCAGCAGCAGAGGAGGAGGAGGAGGAGGAGGGGCUGGAGGGGGUGGGGGAAGUAGAUUUGAUCGACGAGCCGUCUCACCGGAUUUCAAGCGCCGAGAAACAAGUGUAAGGAUGAAAGGAGGUGGAGCGGGGGCGGGAGGCAUGAUGGAGGGGUUUGUUUUGCCGGAAGUCCCCGGCGGGGUGUCAAAUGGGAGUGAGCAGAGGAGUAGGCGGAGAGGGGAGAGGAUGCGGGAGCUCAACAUGGUUACUGACCUGCCAUUGAGGAGAGGUGGGGGACAGGGUCGAUCAACGGGCGCCAGGAGCGCGGACAGGGGAGGGAGGACGCUUGACCAGAGGCAAAGGGAGUUGAGGGAGAGGGCGGGUACAAGAGGAGGAGAAAGGAGAGGGGAUCGUCUGCAAAGGACUGACACGUGGCAAGUGCAGGAGCAGCGCAUGACUCCGGAGGAGAGGAGAAACUAUGAAGCCUGGGAGAAAGAACUUAUGAUGGUUGAGAAACAGGAGGAGCUCUUCUUGGAGGAAGAGGGGGAAGACGAAGAGGAGCAGGAAGAGGGGGAAGACGAGGAAGAGGAGGAAGAGGAAGAGGAGGAAGAGGAAGAGGAGGAGGAGGAGGAGGAAGAGGAGGAAGAGGAGGAAGAGGAGGAGGAGGAGGAGGAGAGGAGGGAGAAGUGGAGGGCUGACGAGUUGGAGAAAAUUGUGGAGAAAUAUGCUGGUCCAGCGCGGAUGACAGCAAAGGAGGAGAAUGAAGUGCUUAGCAAGGUCGUCGAUGCUAUGCCAUCUGACUCGAGUCCGGAGCUUCUAGCGUUUGUCAAACGAGCAGAAUUGACCCUGAAGAAUAAUCCCCAAUGGGCACUGGCGCAGAAGCAACAUUUGCUCUCGUCGAUUGUUGACGACUUCAGAGCCCGAGAAGACACAGUGGAAACUCUGUCGUAGUUCAUCGUGUUUGGGUAGGUUAUCGAAUGAGUGCUCGGCAAUGCGGGUAAGUAGUGUAGAUGGGUCUCGGAAAUGAGACUGACGGUUCAAGAAAGGCUGAAAAAAAAAGUCUUAAGAAACCAUUCACUUCAAAAGUCGAUUUUUUGAUCAACGUGUGUUCCAUCCGUCCAUGGCGUAUGGAUGCACCUGUUACGACCAUGCUACUUCCCUGAGCUUGCAUCUCAUGUGUGUGCUUUGGCAGUCGCAAGUCAACGACUGAUAUUGCAAGCCUGCAAAAGCAGAGGUUUUGUCACAGGCCUGUCGUCUAUGAUUGUUAUGCUGUCAUCCAUGGCUCUCAUGGCACACUUGGCUUGGAGUUCAUGGCUGAUGCGCCAAAGGCCUGCUCGUCUUCAGGGCUCUGAGGUGGCCAGCCCUGCUAUGAUGUAUAUAUGACCUCACAGGUCUGCAAAUGUUUUGUGUUCAGUCGUCUGUAUCACUUCAGACUUUGAUAGCCAAUCAUAUUUUUUGCUAUUCUCUAUUGUCUAUGUGCUAUUCGCUUCGGCUAUGGAUAUCAACUACAAUUGCACGCUCAUCUGUAUAUGCCAUGCUAAACCUGCUGUGGGUGUUUGCUCAGGGAACAGACGACUGUGCUUUGGUGAUGCCUGAUGUCCCAAAUGAAGCCUUGGGAAGAAG
Chara braunii is the source of this 3639-nucleotide messenger RNA. The record is from the annotation of a GenBank genome assembly. Lineage: Eukaryota; Viridiplantae; Streptophyta; Charophyceae; Charales; Characeae.